UUUUUUUUUGCAAAGCAACAACUGUGUUUGUAGUAGCGCUCUGGGUGUUUAGGUUUUUGUUGCUGGAUUUUUGGUAUGAAUUGGUGCCUUUAUGUUGAUGGUUUUCGGUUAUUGUGUUUUUCUCCUCAUACCACAUAAAGGAGCUAAUAAAAAUGGUGAGGAUUAUGAUGGUUUUAGGCUUGAGGAGGAACUGCCUGACCCAGAUGUGUGUGUGAGUGAAGCCACCCUGUGCCCCACAGUCGUACGCUUCCUGCCUGCAGUGGCUGUCUGAUUCCCGAGGACUCCACGCAAUCCUCACCCACAAGUCAUUCAAGUUGCGGUGGACCCUACUAUUGGCUCUGACAUCUGUCAAUCAAGCUGAACAAGGGAGUUCCCUCCAUCAGGCAUCUGGAUAGCAUGUAGACAAGUCAAGAAUACUCAGAAGACAGUAAUUCCGAGCCCAACGUUGACCUGGAGAACCAGUACUACAAUGCCAAAGCGCUGAAAGAAGAUGACCCCAAAGUGGCCCUGAGCAGCUUUCAGAAGGUCCUAGAGCUUGAAGGAGAAAAGGGAGAAUGGGGCUUCAAAGCACUGAAACAGAUGAUAAAAAUCAACUUUAAACUGCCAAACUUCCCUGAAAUGAUGAACAGGUACAAGCAGCUGCUGACGUACAUUCGGAGUGCCGUCACCCGGAAUUACUCUGAAAAAUCCAUCAACUCCAUCCUGGACUACAUUUCCACCUCCAAGCAGAUGGACUUGCUGCAGGAAUUUUACGAAACCACCCUGGAUGCCUUGAAAGACGCCAAGAACGACAGGCUGUGGUUCAAAACCAACACAAAGCUGGGAAAGCUAUAUUUGGAACGGGAGGAGUUCGGGAAGCUCCAGAGAAUUCUCAGGCAGCUCCACCAGUCCUGUCAGGUGAUUGUGUCAGCUGCAGGGGGCGUAGAAACUGACGAUGGUGAGGAUGACCUGAAGAAGGGCACCCAGCUGUUGGAGAUCUACGCUCUGGAGAUCCAGAUGUACACAUCACAGAAGAACAACAAGAAGCUAAAGGCGCUGUACGAGCAGUCCUUACACAUCAAAUCUGCCAUCCCCCAUCCCCUCAUCAUGGGAGUGAUCCGAGAAUGUGGAGGUAAAAUGCACUUAAGAGAAGGAGAGUUUGAGAAGGCACACACAGACUUCUUUGAAGCUUUCAAAAACUAUGAUGAAUCGGGGAGCCCCAGACGGACCACGUGCCUGAAGUACUUGGUGUUGGCCAACAUGCUGAUGAAAUCGGGAAUAAACCCUUUCGACUCGCAGGAGGCCAAGCCUUAUAAAAAUGACCCAGAGAUUCUUGCAAUGACAAACUUAGUGAGCUCCUACCAGAAUAAUGACAUCACCGAGUUUGAGAAAAUUCUGAGAACAAACCACAGUAAUAUAAUGGCCGACCCCUUCAUACGGGAGCACAUUGAGGAGCUGUUACGGAAUAUCCGAACGCAAGUGCUUAUCAAAUUAAUUAAACCUUACACUAGAAUUCACAUACCUUUUAUUUCUAAGGAAUUGAACAUUGACGUUGCAGAUGUAGAAGGUUUGCUUGUACAGUGCAUUUUGGACAACACGAUCAAUGGCCGAAUUGACCAAGUCAACCAGCUGCUGGAGCUAGACCAUCAGAAGAGGGGCGGGGCCCGUUACUCUGCUUUAGACAAAUGGACCAAUCAGCUCAAUUCUCUUAACCAAGCCAUUGUGAGCAAGCUGGCUUGAUUGACACAAAAUGAUACUUUAGGCCAACCCAGUGAUGUUGGCCUUGAACAGACUGCUGAAGGGGGCGACUGCUGUUGGGCUGAUGUGGUCUGGACAGCUUGGGCUUGACUGCUGUGCUGUCUCAUAUUGGCUGGUUUCCAUUUCGCUGCUGCAGUUUUGCAUCCAGAAGAAAAACAACCAAAAUUCUGGAUCUGUUCAGGAUUUGUGCUGCAAUUUGGGCCCUUGCCAGUGUGUUUUGUACAGCGCAAGACCAUGGAAGGCCAGGAAAGGAAAUGUCCUCAUAAUUUUACGCACAUUCACUGAUGUUUUUUUAAUGAAUUCCAAAUUUCUUUUAUCUGUAGAAUAUGAAUAAACAUCCACCUGCAAUAACCUGGAAUACAAACCCCUUUGAUAGACUUUUUCAGCUUGUGUAAAUUGUCGUGUUUCCUGUGUUCUGCAAAUUUCAGGUUUCUGAACCAGCAGUUUUCUGUAGUAUGAAAGGUCUCCCCUCAUUUAUGGGACACUGGCCCCUUUAGAUGUCAGGCAGCAAAUUAAAAAAUGUGAGGAUAAAAUUGCAUACCCCGCCUUUUAUUGAUUUUUCUUUAUCAUGGACAUUAAAAGAAAAAAAGAAAAGAAUCAUCAGAUUUUCAUUGUCAUUCUCA
This is a messenger RNA of Anguilla rostrata (American eel), 2360 nucleotides long. RefSeq names its product COP9 signalosome complex subunit 2-like. Bases 580 to 1719 code for a protein of 379 amino acids. The record is from RefSeq and is a predicted model, not a curated record. Gene Ontology annotation, cellular component: COP9 signalosome. NCBI's taxonomy places the organism in Eukaryota, Metazoa, Chordata, Actinopteri, Anguilliformes, Anguillidae. Gene Ontology annotation, biological process: protein deneddylation. The transcript is spliced from 16 exons. Gene Ontology annotation, molecular function: protein binding.